UAAUUAAAUAACACUAAAUAAAAAAAAAUACUAAAAAAAGGCUAGUAAUCACAAUAUGCCAUAAUAAUAUAAUAUUCGAGGAAGAUAAAUUUAAGAAGAAAAGUUAUUAUCAGAAGGUUUUUUAUUAUUUAACUUUAAAACAAAAAAACAUAUUAAAUAUAUAAAAAAUUAAAAAAGGUGGAUAUGGAUAUAUAUGGAAAGCAUAUGAUAUGAAUACACGUGAAAUAUUCGCAUUAAAGCGAAUGAUGUGUUAAGGAUCAGAAAGAGUAAAUUAAGCAAAAUAAGAACUAAGAAUAAUGGUUAUUUUUUUGUUUAAAAUACUUAAAAAAAAAAAAAAAAAAGGAAAGUUUACCUUAACAUCCAAAUAUAAUAACAUUUUACGGAGGACAAAUAAUUUCAAUGUAAGGUGGAUGUAUAGCAGUGUAUUUAAUGGAAUUAUGUGAUGGAGGAUCAUUAUUUGAUUUAAUAAGCUAAAACUAAUAGACUCGAUUACAAGAAAAGAAACUAAUUCAUAUCAUAAAUGAGGCAGCAAAAGGAAUAAAAGCGUUGCAUUAGAUGAAUCCUCCAAUAGUUCAUCGUGAUAUAAAAAUAGAAAAUAUACUAUUAGGACAUGGAAAAUAUAAAUUAUGCGAUUUUGGAAGUUGUUCAUCAUAAAUAGUUGAUUUUAGUACAAUCCCUUAACAUCAAUAUGAUAAUUAUGAAGAUUUGUUUUCAAAAACAACUACUUUAAUGUAUCGUCCUCCAGAAAUGUGUGAACCAUCUCGCUAAUAUUUAGUAAAUUAAAAAGUAGAUAUAUGGAUGCUAGGUUGUGUAUUAUAUACAAUAGCUUUCUAUACUCAUCCUUUUGUAGAAAGUUAAAAAAUGGCAAUUAUAGACGCAACUUUUAGAUUUCCUUAAAAUUCUAAAUAUAGUGAAAAAUUACAUGAUUUAAUUAGACAUAUGUUAACACCAGAUCCUAAAUAUAGACCGGAUAUUAAUAACAUAAUAUAAAUAUGUGAAAAUUAUGAUAAUAUGAGUUAAAUAAAUUUAAAUUAAAUGGCAGCAUAAAUGAAAACUAAACAAAUUUAAAUUGAAAAAUAACUUUAAACUUUUUCAUCAAAACCUAUCAAAUAAUUUGAUGGUGAUAUUCCAAUGGAAGAAUUGUUGAAAAUUUAAGAGAAUAUAAAAAAGGAAUGUUUAGGCUCAGAUGAUGAAUAAUAAAAUGAAUUUACAUUUGUUAGAAAAAAAUAACCAGUUGUCAAGAAAAAAAACCUGAACAAUAGUAAGUACAAUAAUAAUAAUUCUCAAACAUCGGAUAAAAACCAUAAUAAUAAUAAAGAUAACUUAAUUAAAUGUAAAUAUAAUAGUAAAAUAAUUAUAAUAGCCAAGAUCCUUUUUCUUAAUUUUAAUAGUAAUAAUAAUCAACAUAACAAAAUUUUAAUAACAAUAAAGAUAUAUUUUCUUAAUUUAACUUUUAAAGUAAUAAUUUAAAUUAAGCUUAAAAAGUAAGUAAUGACAAUAUUUUUGAUUAAUUCAAUUUUUAACCUUAAAAUAACUAAAAAUAAUUUAAUCUUUAAAAUAAUAAUAAUAAAUAAUCAAAUUCUAUUAAUUUCUAAUAAGUCCCUUAAUAAAAUUUAUAAUAAUAGUAAAAUAAUCAAAACUUUUAACCAAAUAUUUGGGAGUUUUUUUAAAAUAAUAACUAAUUUGAUUCUUAAAACAAUAACUAAAAAUAAUAAUAAUAAUAGUAGACUUAAUAAUAAAAUCACUUUUAAAAUUAAUAAUAAUAAUAAGUUUAGUAGUAAUAAUAACAAACAUUUGAUUUACUAGAAUUCGAUGAGCCUAAAUAGUAAUAGAUUAAUCAUUAAUAACAAUAAAAUUAGUUUGAUUUACUUUGAUAAUAAAUGA
This is a messenger RNA of Ichthyophthirius multifiliis, 1884 nucleotides long. RefSeq names its product protein kinase domain protein. The record is from RefSeq and is a predicted model, not a curated record. Lineage: Eukaryota; Ciliophora; Oligohymenophorea; Hymenostomatida. The transcript has 4 exons. Gene Ontology annotation, cellular component: cytoplasm. Gene Ontology annotation, molecular function: protein serine/threonine kinase activity; ATP binding. Gene Ontology annotation, biological process: protein phosphorylation.